This is a messenger RNA of Dioscorea cayenensis subsp. rotundata (Guinea yam), 1724 nucleotides long. RefSeq lists its product as uncharacterized. Bases 381 to 1724 code for a protein of 447 amino acids. Gene Ontology annotation, biological process: regulation of DNA-templated transcription. Gene Ontology annotation, molecular function: RNA polymerase II cis-regulatory region sequence-specific DNA binding; DNA-binding transcription factor activity, RNA polymerase II-specific. Gene Ontology annotation, cellular component: nucleus. NCBI's taxonomy places the organism in Eukaryota, Viridiplantae, Streptophyta, Magnoliopsida, Dioscoreales, Dioscoreaceae. The transcript is spliced from 8 exons. The record is from RefSeq and is a predicted model, not a curated record.
UAUCUGCAAAGCACCGUCGCACGGAGGGUAAAACCGUCAUUUUAUGUCAACCUCGUCUCUGAAACAAAACAAAACACUCACCCGAGAAUUCAAACCAUUCCUCUCUCUCUCUCUCUCUCUCUCUCUCUCUCUCGUUGCUCCCACGCUGGUCUCUCUGGCCUUUUCCCGCGGCCUCGUCGCCAUUGGAGCACCUCGUUCCAAUCCCCUUAGCUCUCGCCGGCGCCUUGGAGAUCGCUGUCGUUGCUUUGUCUCCCCUGCUCUUGCUCCCUCGCCGUUGAUUCUUAUCGGCGUUGCUGUAUUUGGUAGGCGUUUGGGCGUGUUUGCGUUUUGGGGAUGAUCGAGAUCAUGGAAUUUACUUUUGGAAAACUUGGUUUUUUUGGAUGUUUUGGAUUCUUUUGAAUCUUGUUAAACCGCCAAAUCGGGAGGCUUUUUUUGUUCAGAGGGGAUUUGAAUUUGGAGUGAUGGUAGAAGAGGUGAAGAAGGAGCAUGGGAAGGGCGAGAAGGUUCAGGGUGUUGUGACGACGUCCUGGUUUCCGGCUUCGGAUGGCAGCUUCGAGAUGAAGGCUAGCGCUCUGCCUGGGGGAGGUGCUGGCCGAACCAGGAGAUCAACAAAGGGUGGUUGGACAGAUGAAGAGGAUGAUAUAUUGGCUACAGCUGUGAGGCGGUUCAAUGGGAAAAAUUGGAAGAAAAUUGCUGAAUAUGUCCCCGACAGGACUGACGUUCAGUGCCUUCAUCGUUGGCAGAAGGUGCUUAAUCCUGAUUUGGUCAAAGGAGCAUGGGCAAAAGAGGAAGAUGAUUGCAUUAUCAAACUGGUUAAUAAAUAUGGUCCUAAGAAAUGGUCUCUCAUUGCACAGUCUAUGCCAGGGAGGAUAGGCAAACAAUGUCGGGAGAGGUGGCACAAUCAUUUGAACCCAGCAAUCAAGAAAGAUGCAUGGACAACGGAGGAAGAGACAGUUCUUAUUCAUGCUCACCAACUGUAUGGGAACAAAUGGGCAGAAAUGGCUAAGCUUCUACCUGGAAGGGCUGAUAACUCAAUAAAGAAUCACUGGAACUGUUCUUUGAAAAAGAGGUUGCCCUCAAUUUUAGCUUCUGGAAUUCUUGACCAAACCCCUGGGCUUGCUUCUCUUGAUUUGAAUGGGCAUUUACCAACAUUAGAAUGCCAGCCUGUAAAGCCUAGCCAGCAACAGAUCAAACAAUUUGAUAGGAAAAGAACCAUAAAUAAAUCUUUAGUUACACCCGAAGCUUGUUUGGAUGAUCAGGAUUUAUCGUUGGGGUUUCAGGAUUUUGGUCUGCAGUCAAUUGAAAAUUCUAUAGCUGUAGGACCAGAGAAUCGAGAAAUUACAAUUGAAGAUUCAAAACGAUUAAAAAUAGAGGUAGAAGAAAUUCCAUUGGAUGAUCCUAAAUGUAUACAAAUAGAGCGAUCAAUUUUUGCAAAGCAUCUACAGUGUGGGGGAGAUAAAGGUCCCGCCAGUUAUCCAAAUAGUUUCCUAUACAAGGAUGCGAGUCCUUGCAGGACUGAUCUCUUGCCUCAUGUGACAAAUUUGUGGCGCAUAGAGAUUCUAAUCAUAGUGGUGCUGCAGAUGAUUCACAUGUUGCUUCAGUUCUUCAGCCAAAAGCACAGAAUUUUAUCAGUAAUCCGUUCUUUUCACAUAGUGAGUUUGACAGAUCCUUCAGUAAUAAGAUGUUGGAAUCUCCUAAAAAACUGUGGAGGUGUGAAUUUGUAA